AUGGAGCACGUAAGCAAAAGCGUCACCCUCGUCGAGCUCAAACGCUCUCUCGUGCCCCCGAAGUGGGAGGAUACCGUGCGUGUCAUUGGCAUGUCGGAGUGCAAGGAGGCCGGCCUCUCGCUGGCCCAUGCCUUUGCUGCUGAUGAUCUUAGCCAGUACCUCCUCGACGCCCACGACAUGGCCGGAUACUCCCCCGAGCACAAGUGGAAGCUGCACGUCGACAUCAUGACUUACAUCACAGCCUCCCACUGCUACGACGGCCUCGUCACCACCAUCGGCCCCGAUCACGAUGGUGUUGCUCUCUGGAUGCCUCCCGGAACGGACGACGGCUGGCUGACCAUCUUCCGCAGUGGUAUGUGGCGGCUCUACUACCAAUUCACCGCGGAGGGCAGACGCCGCUACUACGACGAGCUGAUGCCCCUUUUGCACACCACCAAGCACGAGGUCAUGGGCGACCGCGACAACGACUGCUACUACCUCGUCUACCUGGGGACCAAGCCCAGCGCCCGGGGAAAAGGGUACGCGCGGAAGCUGCUCAACGACAUGAUCGAGAGGGCCGAUGCGGAAAACCGCGCCGUGUACCUCGAGUCGAGCUCCCUCGCCAACAACGCCUACUACCGCAAGUUCGGCUUCGAGUACAAACGUGAGAUCCAGCUGACCAGUGGAAACACCCCCGUCAGCCUGUUCGUCAUGGUCCGCGAGCCGGUCCAGCGCAAGGCUGGCGCGGGCGUGGGCACGUACUCGGCCGUUGUGUCGAGCAACAUCAAGCUGCAAGUCAACGUCGCCAUGAAGGAGGUGGUGCGGGCGUAA
Messenger RNA from Colletotrichum karsti, 810 nucleotides. RefSeq lists its product as uncharacterized. The coding region runs from base 1 to 810 and encodes 269 amino acids. The transcript is spliced from 3 exons. The record is from RefSeq and is a predicted model, not a curated record. Lineage: Eukaryota; Fungi; Ascomycota; Sordariomycetes; Glomerellales; Glomerellaceae. Gene Ontology annotation, molecular function: acyltransferase activity, transferring groups other than amino-acyl groups.